UUUUUUUCCUUUUUUUUUUCCAUUAUGCGAGCAGCCAUUGCGCUUUUGCUCGUGCUGAGCGCUGCUGCUGCUCACUGCGCAGUCGCUGCGACUCCUCCCAUCGCGUGCACGGCAGUCGACUCGGCCACCUCCACCAACUACGAUCUCUCCUCUCUCUACAAGACCACCGGAAACUGGCUCGUUGAAGACCUGUCGCGCGAGCACCGCUACUGGAUCAACGUGUGCGGGCCUUACAAUGACCAGCCGGCGGACAGCUGCACGACUGGCGACGACACCAACUCGGGCGGUUGCCAGGCAGUUGGUGCGGGCUCGCGCUCGUUCAACUUGGGCAAGGCCUCCAGCCCCACCUUCCGCAACGGCGGGCUGCAGCUCUUGUACGAGGGCGGCGACGCUUGCCACUCUGGCGCGUACAACCGCUCCGUCCUGAUUCGCUUCACCUGCAACCCCAACCAAGUGGGCGCUCCCGUCUUUGUCGAGGAAACCCCCGAAUGCCGCUACAUUCUAAGCUGGGCGACCGCGGCUGCGUGCUCGGGUGGCGUCACGCCUCCCGUCACGGACGCUUGCACGGUGACCAACGCGAAGGCUGGCGUCCGCUACGACCUGUCGCCGCUUCGCAAGACGGGCAGCAACUGGUCGGCGCUCGGCAGCAUGAGUGGCACAAACUACGAGUUUUCCCUGAACGUGUGCGGCCCACUGGUCGCUGACGGCUCCACUUGCGGCGCCGAUCAAGGUGGCUGCCAAAAGCAGGUUGGCGGUGGCACGAGCACUUGGAAUCUCGGCGCGGCGUCGUCCUCGCUCGCUCUUGCCGACGGUGGCUCGGCGGAUGGCGCCACUGACACGAUCAACCUGAUUUACACUGGCGGCACGCCGUGCCACUCGAACGCCUACAACCGCAGCACGCUCAUCAUGUUCACCUGCAAGCCAGGCUCGCUCGGUCAGCCCAAGUUUAUCACUGAGACCGACGAGUGCCGCUACAUUUUCCAGUGGGAGACGUCUCUUGCCUGCGUGGACGAGGACGACAUCGGCCUCGGCAACUGCCGCGUGAAGGACACGUCGAGCAACGUGAUUUACGACCUGUCGAGCCUGACCAAGUCCACUGGCGGCUACCAGUUCCAAGACGACGACUACACGUACCUCAUCAAUGUGUGCGCUCCGAUCGGCGGCACCCCUGGCACUUGCGUGGACAGCCGGACGGGCGCGUGCCAGACCGCCAAGUCCGACGGCCGUUCCUUCCGUCUCGGCGCCGCCACAGACGUUCUGGAGUACGCUGGCGGCAUUCUGCGACUUCGUUACACCACUGGCGAUGCAUGCCACAACAACCAGUUCAACCGCUCGCUGCUCAUCACCUUCUCUUGCGCUCGUGGCCAAGUCGGCGCUCCUCGCUUUGUCGACGAGACUGGCGACUGCUCGUACUUGUUUGACUGGGCGACCGACGCUGCCUGCGGCCCCGCCGAUCCGGACGACAACACCCUUCAGUGCUCUGUGACCGACCCGACCAACGGCAACCAGUUUGACCUGUCCCCGCUCACCCGCACCAAUGGCAACUGGGAGGCCGUCGAUACGCGCCAAGGCGCCUAUUUCAAGUACCUGAUCAACGUGUGCCGACCAGUCAACCCCGUCGCGACCGGCACGCCCGGCUUCAACUGCUCGUCCAAGGCGGGUGCUUGCCAGACCCGCAAUGACCAGCCUGCUGCUGCCUUCCAUCUCGGUGUGCCCUCCAGCCCUUACCUGCUCAACGGCGGUGUCGCGUUGCAGUACAACUUUGGCACGCCCUGCCACAACAACCAGUACAACCGCUCCAUGCUCAUCACCUUCUCUUGCAACCCUGGUGUGGUGGGUGUCCCAACCUUCAUCACUGAGACGCCCGAGUGCCAGUACGUGUUUAGCUGGGCGACGUCGGCCGCAUGCGUCCUCAACCCUGGCGGUGGCGACGUGGUUGGCAGCAACUGCCGCGUCACAGACCCCAUCUCGAACAAUGUCUUUGAUCUCUCGGGUCUCGCCCGCUCUGAUCGCGACUACUCGGUCACUGCCAGCGACGGCUUCACCUACAAGAUGAACGUCUGCGCGCCGCUCGUCGACCGCACCAAGUGCACCUCUGCCAACGCAGGCGUUUGCCAGACGCUGGCCUCUGACGCUACGUUCAGCAAGCUUGCUGGUGUGGCCAACUCGCGGCUGACCUACUCGAGCGGCGGUGUCCUCACACUGACCUACCCGGACGGCCAGUCGUGCCACAGCGGCCAGUUCAACCGCUCGACCGUCAUUUCCUUCACGUGCGCUCGCGGCCAGGUUGGCGCGCCCGUGUUUGUCGAUGAAACGGACGAUUGCUCGUACCUGUUCACCUGGGCCACCGAUGCUGCCUGCCGCCCUUCAGACGAUGACGAGAUUGACUGUGCUGCCACGGAUCCCAGCACGGGCAUCGAGUACGACCUGUCGCCGCUCUCCCGCGCCACUGGCAACUGGGAAGCGUCCGACUCCCGUCAGGGCUAUGCCUUCCGCUACUUUAUCAACGUGUGCCAGCCCGUCAACCCGGUUGCCGGCUCGCUUUGCCCAGUUCAGGCAGGUGCGUGCCAGGCGCUUGCCACCGACCUCUCUGUGGCCUACAGUCUCGGUCGCCCUGCAGCGCCCGUCUUCGCUGACGGUUCGCUCAAGCUCGAGUACGACCUUGGCACGCCGUGCCACUCGAACGCCUUCAACCGUAGCAUGCUCAUCACCUUCACUUGUGCUGCCGAAACGCUUGGUGUCCCCACGUUUGUGACCGAAACAGCCGACUGCCAGUAUGUCUUCCAGUGGGCCUCCUCGGCUGCAUGCGCCCCCACCAACGGCAGCUCUUCCGGCGACUGUCGCGUCACCAACCCCAGCACCAACCAGAUUUUCGACUUUUCUGGCCUCACCCGCACCACCGGCUCCUACUCGGUCACGGUGGGCGACUACCAGUACGACCUGAACGUCUGCGGAGCUCUGCCUGCCUCGUCGCCGUGCUCGUCCAAGGACAGCAAAUCGGCUGCCUGCCAAACCAAACCCAGCGACUCGUCCUUCAGCAAGGUGCUUGGUGUCACUGGCGGCGAGCUGACCUACUCGAACGGCUUCAUCACCCUCGAGUACGACAACGGCCAGGCGUGCCACGACAGUGAAUUCAACCGCUCCACGCUCAUCAUCUUCUCGUGCGCUCGCGGCCAAGUCGGUGCGCCCGUCUUUGUGCAAGAAUCGGCCGAUUGCGUGUACAUUUUCAACUGGGCCACCGACGCUGCCUGCCCUCCCAGCGACCAGCUCGAGUGCAUGGCCACCCAUCCCACCACAGGUCGCCAGUACGACUUGUCGCCGCUCAUCAAGACCAUCGGCAACUGGGAAGCGUUGGACUCUGCCGAGGGCGACUCGUACCGCUACCUGAUUAACGUCUGCCACGCCAUCAACCCAGACGCGUACUCGAACAAGUGCAACGUUCGCUCUGCGGCUUGCCAGCUCAAGCCAACUGAUCCUGACUUUGCCCACGACCUGGGUCUCCCCGCCGCGCCCACGUUCACCAACGGCGCGCUGACGCUGCAGUACAGCCUGGGCUCGUCCUGCCACAAUGGCCAGUUCAACCGCAGCGUCCUGAUCACCUUCACGUGCAAGCAAGGCUCGCUCGGCGUUCCCAAGUUUGUGACUGAGACUGACCAGUGCCAGUACAUGUUCAUGUGGGAAACGUCCGUGGCCUGCGACGCAAACAAUGGCACGGCCUCGACCGGCUGCCGCACCGUCGAUCCGCUUACCAAUGAAGUGUACGACCUUUCUCCGCUCUCUGCCUACCAGGCCGACUACUCUGUGGCUGGGAACGGCUACAUCUUCAAGCUGAACGUUUGCGCGCCGCUCAAGGCCCCCUGCGGCACUGCGACCUCGGCCAUGGCCUGCCAGACCCAGCCGCUCAACCCCAACUUUAAAGACACUGCCACUGGUCUGGCGACUCCUCAGACGAGCUCGAUCUCGUACUCGUCCGGUGUCAUCACGCUCCAGUACACUGGCGGACAGUCGUGUCACGAUGGCCAGUUCAACCGCACGACCAUCAUCAUGUUCACGUGCGCCCGCGGUGUGAUUGGCGCUCCCGUGUAUGUGUCCGAGUCCAGUGACUGCACCUACACGUUCACCUGGGCAACCGACUUUGCCUGCCCUUCGUCGGAUGCUCUCGAGUGCGUUGUUCGCGACCCCAAAUCCAACACCAUGUAUGACUUGUCCGUGCUGACGCGCGCAGACACCAACUGGGAGGCGCUCGACUCGCGCCAAGGCUUCAACUAUCGCUACUUUAUCAACGUGUGCCACGCGAUCGUCCCGACCGCCGCCACGGCUGCCUGCAAUUCGCGCACUGGUGGCUGCCAAGUCUCCAACUCCAACUCGAGCAAGGUCUACAGCCUCGGCUACCCGGCCGCCCCGACCAUCUCUGCUGGCGGCGUGAUUAGUCUGCAGUACGAUCUCGGAACCCCGUGCCACUCGAAUGCCUUCAACCGCAGCAUGCUCAUCACCUUCACCUGCAAGCGCAACUCGCUGGGCCAGCCCACCUUCAUUGACGAAACUCCCGACUGUCGCUAUGUCUUCAACUGGGAAACGUCGGCUGCCUGCGCUCCCAUUUCGAACGGCACCACGGGCGACUGCCGCGUGACCAACACGCUCACGGGCGACGUUUUCGACUUUUCCACGCUCACCUCCAGCGGAUCCGACUACCAGAUUGCAUCCGGCGACUACGUCUACAACCUCAACGUCUGCGGCCGGACCAACACCCAGUGCGGCAACAACCCCAACGCUGCCAUGUGCCAAACCAAGCCUUCGGACGCGAGCUUUGCCAAGAGCGGUGGCUCCGUGUCCUCGACCUUGACAUUCAACAAUGGCAUCAUCUCGCUGCAGUACUAUGGCGGACAGUCGUGUCACGAUGGCCAAUUCAACCGCUCGACCAUCAUCACCUUUACAUGCGCCCGUGGCCAGAAGGGCUCCCCUGUCUUUGUCUCCGAGUCUGAUGACUGCGUCUACUUUUUCACCUGGGCUACCGACGCGGCAUGCACGGCCGGCGACAGCAUCCAAUGCAUUGCUCGCGAUCCUGCUACCGGUAUCCAGUACGACCUGAACCCGUUGGCCCGUGACUCUGGCAACUGGCAAGCGGUCGACACUCGCGAUGGCGGCGCCUUCCAGUACUUUAUCAACGUUUGUCGCGCCAUCAACCCGGUUGCCGGCACAUCCUGCUCGGUUCAGUCUGGUGCCUGCCAAGCGCAGACCAGCAACAUGCUCAACUCUUGGAGUCUGGGUCGCCCCUCCGGCCCGCAGUUUGCGAACGGUGUUCUCACCUUGAAGUAUGAUCUCGGUACGCCGUGCCACUCGAACGCCUUCAACCGCUCGAUGGUGAUUACCUUCACCUGCAAGCCCGAGUCGCUCGGCGUUCCCAAGUUUAUCACCGAGACGAACGACUGCCAGUACAUUUUCCAGUGGGAAAGCUCUGUGGCCUGCGCCCCUUCCAACGGCACCGGCAACGGAGACUGCCGCGUUGUUGACUCGCUCACCAACAAUGUGUUUGACUUGUCCUCCUUGGCCUCAAGCGCAUCGGACUAUGCCGUCACUGGCUCUGAUGGCUUUGUGUACCAGCUGAACGUUUGCCGCGACCUCGUUGACCACUCAAAGUGCGCCGAGCCGAAUGCCGCCGCCUGCCAGACCAAGGCCACCGACCCCGGCUUUGGCAAGCUCGCUGGACGCAUCAGCACCUCGCUCACCUACAAUGACGGCGCCAUCAGCCUCAAGUACGAAGGAGGCUCGGCGUGCCACAACGGCGCGUUCAACCGCUCGACCCUUAUCACGUUUACGUGCGCGCCUGGCCAGAAGGGCGCCCCGGCUUUCGUCCUCGAAACCGGUGACUGCGGCUACGUUUUCAACUGGGCCACUGACGCUGCUUGCCCUGCCGACACGGAUAUCGAGUGUCUCACAUUCAAUCCCGCGACUGGUGAGCAGUUUGAUCUUUCGCCUCUCAUCAAGUCGACCGGCAACUGGGAGGCACUUGAUACCCGCGAUGGCGGCACCUACAAGUACCUGAUCAACGUGUGCCACGCCCUCAACCCGACCUCGUCCUCGUCGAGUGUUUGCCCUGCUCGUAGCGGCGCGUGCCAGACCAAGCCGUCGGACACGACGUUUGGCCACGACCUUGGCCUCCCUGCUGGUCCCACGAUCAAAAACGGCCAACUCACGCUCGAGUACGACCUUGGCAGCUCGUGCCACCAGGGCCAGUACAACCGCAGCAUGCUCAUUACCUUUGCCUGCAAGCCAGACACGCUGGGUGUCCCCCGCUUCAUUGCCGAGACGGACGACUGCCAGUAUGUCUUCCAGUGGGACACGGCUGCUGCCUGCGCAGUGAACAACACGACGCCCGUCACCGACGACUGCCGCGUUGUUGAUCCUCGCACCAACAACGUGUACGACCUGAGCGGCCUCACCAAGACCACUGGCGACUACACUGUCGGUGCCGGCGACUACAGCUAUCACCUGAAUGUGUGCGGCAAGCUCAGCUCGGUCGCGCCCUGCAAGAACAGCAAGUCGGCUGUCUGCCAGACCAAGGUCUCUGACGCGUCGUUCGGCAAGGACGGUGGUGUCGCGUCGUCCUCGCUCAAGUUCAACGACGGCGUCAUUUCGCUGCAGUACACUGGCGGCUCGUCGUGCCACGAUGGCGCAUUCAACCGCUCGACCGUCAUCACCUUCACGUGCGCUCGUGGCAAGGUUGGCAGCCCCAUCUUUGUUCAGGAAACCAACGACUGCACGUACUUUUUCACCUGGGCCACUGACGCUGCCUGCCCACCCGCGGAUUCGAUCGAGUGUUUGGUGUCGGACCCCACCUCGGGCGUGCAGUACGACUUUUCGUCGCUCACGCGCACGUCUGGAAACUGGGAGGCUCUCGACACGCGUGAAAACGGCAAGUUCAAGUACCUCAUCAACGUUUGCCACGCCAUCAACCCGGUUGCCGGUGUCUCGUGCGAUCCCAAGUCCGGCGCAUGCCAGACCAGCCCGUCCGAUGCCACCUUCACCAACUACAACCUUGGUCUGCCAGCCGCACCCUCCGUUGUUGAUGGCACCAUUGUGCUGCAGUAUGUGGGCGGCACGCCCUGCCACAACAAUGCCUACCAGCGCAGCACGCUGAUCAAGUUCUCCUGCAAGGCCGAAACGCUUGGCUCGCCCGUCUUUAUUACCGAAACCGAGUCUUGCCAGUACGUCUUCCUCUGGGAAACCUCCGCGGCCUGCGGUCCCGCCAACGACACGACCGGCACGGACUGCCAAGUUGCCGACCCCUCCAGCGGUGCCAUCUACGACCUGCGCCCGCUGGCCAGCACGACUGACUACUCCUUCCUGGUGGGCUCUGACAAGUACACCAUCAACAUGUGCAAGCCCCUUGUGACCCAGUGCGGCACGGAUGCUUCUGCUGGUGCCUGUCGCUUUGCCUCGACUUCCACGCCCGCUGCCGGCACUGUUCUUGGCCAUGCAAGCACCACGCCGCUGCUUUCCAACGGCCAGCUCUCCCUGAACAUGUCUGGAGGCGCCGCCUGCGGUUCGGGCUCGCGCAACGUCAUUGUCAGCUUCUCGUGCAACACUGCCUCGCUGGGCCAGCCUGUCUUUGUCACUCUGGACAGCUGCAAUGUCUAUCUGCGUUGGGAGACGUCUGCCGCGUGCGGACCCAACCCGAACGAAGGCAUGUGCACUGCGCAUGAUGCUGCCAACGGCUUUGACUACAACUUGGGCGUCCUGACGCGCUCGGAAACCAGCUGGACAACCGCUGGCAAAUCCGGUGCUCGCUUCUUCCUGAAUGUGUGCGACCGUGCGUUCGGCUCGCCUUGUGGCGACACUGCAGCGUCCUGCCAGUCCAACAAUGGCCUCGUCAUCGACCUCGGCCGCUCGUCCCGUGCACUCCAAGUCACUGGCGAAGGCAAGCUCUCUUUGACGUACACUGGCAACCAGUUCUGCGUUGGCACCACCUACUACACAACCAAGAUCAACUUUGUCUGUGCCCGAGGCAUCCUCGGCAGCCCCGUGUUCGAAGGCGUGACCAACAACUGCCAGUACACGUUCACCUGGAAGACUUCUGCUGCCUGCCCUGUGACUGCUCCUGCAACAAGCACAACCUGCGCCGUGUACGACCCGCUCACAAGCAACGUGUUCAACGUGACUCGUCUGUCGCGGCCGACCAGCAAUUACGUUGUCGAUGCUUAUCGUGGCGGUGUCCUGUAUCGCUACCAACUGAAUCUUUGUCGUGAGGCUGUUUCGACUCAAUGCCCGGCUGGCACUGCCGUGUGCGAGACGCGACCCGACGUCCCCACCUACUCCAGGGCUGUCGGCAAGGUUGCCUCCACCCUUCAAGCAGCAGAUGGCGCUCUUUCGAUGACUUUUGCUCGCACCAACCAGCAAUGCGACGACGUCAAGUACACGCCCUCGUCCAUCAUCAUGUUCAGCUGCCGUGCCGAUUCGCUUGGCGAACCCACCUUCCUGUACCGUUCGGAGAGCUGCGAUUAUGUGUUUAGCUGGGCUAGCUCUGUUGCUUGCAUCAACUACACACCCGAGCCACAUCCCACGGACAACAACAACUCUGCUGCGAGCAGCAACAAGACCCAGGUCACCGUUAUCGCCGUCGUUGUGAUUUUGGUGGUGCUUGUGCUUGCCAUGGGCUUCUUGCUGCGAAAGAAGUCGCGAAGGACGGCGUUGAUGGCGAUUGUCCUUCGACCAUUCUCCAUGUGCUCGCGCAAUGCCCAGACCUCCUACUACUCGAGCCUAGGUCGCGGUACUGAUCUUGAACGCGUCAUGGCCUCCGAGGACGAUGAUGACUUGAUGGCCUUGUAA
Capsaspora owczarzaki ATCC 30864 is the source of this 8826-nucleotide messenger RNA. RefSeq lists its product as hypothetical. Lineage: Eukaryota; Filasterea; Ministeriida; Capsasporidae. The record is from RefSeq and is a predicted model, not a curated record. Gene Ontology annotation, molecular function: D-mannose binding; signaling receptor activity. Gene Ontology annotation, cellular component: trans-Golgi network. Gene Ontology annotation, biological process: lysosomal transport. Bases 25 to 8826 code for a protein of 2933 amino acids. The transcript is spliced from 7 exons.